Molecule: messenger RNA, 2745 nt
Organism: Postia placenta MAD-698-R-SB12
Lineage: Eukaryota; Fungi; Basidiomycota; Agaricomycetes; Polyporales; Adustoporiaceae
Exons: 20
Coding region: 1-2745 (914 amino acids)
Source: RefSeq, a predicted model, not a curated record
AUGCCGAGAGGUGUGCAGAGGGCUCCAGGCGAUGGCAGGGGAGUGCUGAGAGGUCGAGAUGGGAUUCAAGAAUGUAGAGAGGUGGAGCACAUCAAGGUAGAUGUUUUCGGUGGUAGGUUGCGAUGCUGGGGUGGGCCAGAGACACUAGACAUCAUAGGCGGAGCCCAGGAAGACGGGCGCCGACCGAUCCCACAUCUGGCGACGUUCCCGUCGAGGUUUGCCUGGAGAUGGCCUUGCGUCAAGGAGCUGCGGGUCUACAACGCGGCGUCGCAGGCGCAGGAUUUCGAUCUGAAUGCCGUCGUGCGCAAUCUGGCUGUCUGUUGGAUCACCGACCUCAACUUCUACGACCUGAUUCGGGCAAUGCCACUCAUCGAUCCCACAAAGGCACAUCACAUCGAGUUUGUCUCCGUGAAGAGCGCAUGGACGAACUUGGCGAUGGAGUGGAUGGCAAGUUGUUUGUGUAAGAAUGCCUUAUAUGGCAUGCUUCCUGGUCUUGAUCCCAGCUUAGCUCGGUCACUUAUCUUUGGAGUCGCGAGAAACUUCCGAUCAGACGUCAAGGGCUGCUCGCAUUUCUACCACACGCCCGCGGACGUCUUGGUACCAGAAGAGUCCUCCAGCUCGCGCGAGUGGAUACUGCGCGGCCUACUCGCGAUGGUGCACUACACUCAGGAUAUUGUCAAUGCGAUGGAGCUCUGUGCAUUAAUUGCCAUUGAUUCCAUCACUAAGGCGACUGUCAGCCUCACGCCAGCGCCGCACAAUGCAGAUGAAGCACUGAGCGAGCAUUCGUACUAUCAGAUACAGGGCAUUGUUGUAAAUACAUGGAAGAGUACCCAGAACGAGGCUGGGGCCCAUACACGAAGGACACCCAGUGGUAGCGAGAUGCCGCAUUCGAGGCCUCGCAUUGCAGUAGUUCUGCAAAUUUUAUCACGCCUGGGUCACAGCGGCAACUUUGAACUCCGCUCGGCAAAUGUUGCAGGACUGCAAAUAAGUGAAGUAAAGGAGAGGCAGCGGGGUAUGUAUAAUCGCAUCGGCAUUGCUUUGGCAGCUUGGAGUCCUCGAUUUGAGCUGCAGACAGCAGAUGCGUGGGCCGGCGUUGAACCGCAGGAAUAUGAGUGGAACCUUCGUUACGAGCCUCGCAACGCGCUCGUCAAGGAAGCGGCCAGGAUUGACUUCUCAGUCACCAUCCACGCAAUCAAACCUGACGUUGAAACACCUAAGAUCGUAGUGCCUGCUAGCCUAUCAGCGAUGCUGUGCAACAACGAGGACGAACCGGGGACAAACCCAUACAACAGGACCGAAGACCUCGCAUUGAGACUGUUCGGACAUUCCGGAUCACAAGCACGUCGUGAAGCUUUGUAUACCAUGGUGCAGCCCUUCCCGAAUGAGAUAUGGUUGGACAUCUUCAAAAGCCUGUUCGAGGACGGCGAGUACGACGCGUUGGAACGAUGCAGGGUGGUGGAUGCUUCCGGUGGUAAGCUACGACGCUGGGGUGGACCAGAGAGGGUGUCCGUUAACGGCGGGCACGGAGAAGACGGGCGCCGACCGAUUCCACAUCUGGCGACGUUCGCGUCGAGGUUCGCAGGGAGAUGGCCCCGCGUCGACGAGCUGUCGACUGACAACGCGGUGUGGCGGACGCGGGAUCUCGAUGUCGACGCCGUCUUGCGCGAUCUGGCCGUCUCUUCGAUCACCGAACUCUACCUCUACGACAUCAUCUUCCCGUCGAUUUCGACGCUUGGCCGCCUCGCGUCCCCAUGGAGUGUCGUUCGAGAAUUGACACUCGACGCUGUCACGUUUCCCUCGGUCACGACCUUUGCUCGUCUCUUAUCAUGCGCGUUCGUGAAACACGGCUUUGACCUCAGAAGCGUGCCUGUACACUUUGGCUUACCAUUACAACUAGCAGAUGUCGAUCUGACACACGCCUUCUGCAUAUACUCUGACCCUGAUUCUGUGGCCGACCUGGUUGAAUUUUUCAUCGCCACUGGUCUCGGCAAAAGUCUUCGCCGCAUCAACGCAUCCCUAUCGUCGUUUCUUCGGGUGGCAAGCGAAAUCGACGCCGCCCUCAGCAGGCUCGUCGAAUAUUCAGCACAAUCACUCCGCCAUCUCUCACUCCACUCAUCCUCUUUACGGCAAAACUGGGUGCAUCAAAACUACAGUGCAGCCCCAUACUUCAAUGUCUCUGAGAACACGUGCCUCGAACGUCUCGAUCUCACAGUUCAAUUCGCCCACGGAAACAGAUCACAUCUGUGUGCACCAGUGUCCGAGAUCAUGUCGCAGAUCACAUCCACGCAUAUAUCGAGGAUUCAAGUGAAAUUUAUCUCUUGUCAUCAUACCGGCGCACGUCUCGACGUGGAUCUGGGAGAGCUGAUGGAUGGAAUUCCCCAGCUCGAUGACAUCCUCUCAGGGCCGAUCUUCGAUGGCCUCACUAACGUUGUUGUAGACGUGAGAACACUUGACAGAUCGAAUGUGCGAGAUGAACAUUCAGCGCAUGAGCUUACAUUGUGCUUGCCAAGGCUUGAUGCACGCGGUAUUCUAGGCAUAUGGUUCAAUGGCAUCCUGUACGCCGCACGGAUUGGAAUGCACUGGGACGACGACACGGGUGGAUUAAGACGUCGCGGGAUCGAGAGAGUUGCCGCACAGGACGCUGUGGUAACGAAUGAGGAGACUAACGCUGAAGACGACAGGCGUACCCAAAGCCCUACUACUGGUGCAAUCUUGCAUGAAGUAGCCGCCUAUGUCGACGCUUAG